Molecule: messenger RNA, 4908 nt
Organism: Coregonus sp. 'balchen'
Lineage: Eukaryota; Metazoa; Chordata; Actinopteri; Salmoniformes; Salmonidae
Source: the annotation of a GenBank genome assembly
AUGGAGGUCCAGGAGGAGAUAAUAAAUGGCAAUUUCAGCCGGGCCGGGGCGUAAUGUGUACUCUACUCUCUGUGUGAGAGAGAUGCACUGUCUUGUUAAUUGUUGUUUGCUUUCCUACACCUGCGUCCCCCUGCUCUGUACAGGUUGAGCAAGCCUGGAUGUGAGAGACAGGGUCAGGUGACCAUGAAGGAGGGCUGAAGGUUACAGAGGAACUGGAAGGAGAGGAGGAGAUAGAGAGAGAGAGGAGAAAGAGAGAAGAGGAGUGGAGAUGAGAGAGACAGAGAGAAGAAGAAAAAAGGAGGAGUGUGAAUUUGCUGGAGAGAGCAGUGGAGAGCUGGAAGAGAGCCAAACAGAGAGAGUGAGAGAAUGCCCCUGACCUCCCUAGUGGCCUCUCUCUCUCUCUCCCUCUCUUCCUCUCUCUCUCUGCAAAUAACUGCCUGCAUGUUAUUGUCUGAGUGCUUUCCAUCUCUCUCUCCACUCUUCCUCACUGUUUUCCUUGACAAAAUUUUUUUUCUCUCUACAGUAUCUCUCUGCUCUCCUCCAUUGGGCUCUGGAAGCGCCUGCAUGUGUCCAUCAUGGCUUCGUUGUCUUAAGAAAUCAGCCGCCCAGAAACGGGGGCUACAUUUUUCAUGAGUGUGUUAAAAGGAAUAUUGAGACAAAAGCACUUAUGAGGCAGCCUUUCUCCCUUUUUCACCUUUCAAACACACUCAGAACUCAGCUUUGAUGGCUCUUUGUUCGCAUUAAAAGGCUGGCUUUAUUCUCCAAAUAAUAGCUACAACCUUUUGGGACCUGUAUAUAUUGACUGCCCUGACUGUGGUCCUGCUAAGAGGGGUCCACCCACUGUCCAUCCAUUCCCUCUGUAAUGGCUGAUGAUGGAGCUGGUUGUACUUAUAUUUAUGUGCGCUUAGCUUCUGGCUAACUCUUAGCAUGUAUUCAUGCUAUGAUGAGCCACCUGCAGCUGCUUAGUUGGGCUGUGAGCUAUUGAUCUGUGUGUUAACGAUAGGGGUAAAUACAGUGAGGACACACACACAUACACACACACUUCAGGACUGAUGCAGAGGCAGAGAAUGGGUGUGCCGCCGGCCGCUCUGGUCCAUGGCUGUGUUGUGGAACAUGCAGUUACUACACUACGCUAUUCAGGCCACUCAUCAAUCAGCCAUGUGAAACUUGUGUGUGUCUGUCUGUGUGUGUGCUCCCAAAAGGCCAGUCUAUGGAACUGUUAAUGUUGGGGUCUCAAGAUGAACUGUUAGUCGAUCAAUAUGGUGCAGUGUUAGACGUCCAUAAGGAUGGAGCACUCUUGCACUUCCCUUCCCCAUUCCCUGCUUAUGGAAGUCUCAAUACAGUUCAUGAUCAUAUGAUUCCAAUAAGAAACUAAAAGGACCCUGACUGAUGACAACACCUGCAAUUCAAUUUUGAGCUCCCUCAUGUCUGUAACUUUGAGGUACAAACAGUUCUGUGUAUAUGCAGGUAAUCCUGUGAAUUUGGGUAUGUGUGAAUGUGAAGUGAGAUCUGGUCCCAGGGAUUCACACAGUAAACAAAACUGAAAUUCAUCUGCUUGCUCUGUCCUCAUAUUUAGCCUCACAUUGAAGUGUUUUACCAUUUUCUUUCCAUGACAACCAGGGCUACAAGUAGAACACAAAGUAGAACACAAAAACAAUUUGACAUAAACACUUCCAUUCAAGAGUUUUAUUGACAAAUGUCAAUAACAAAAAUAAGGUCCACCAAGCAAAAAACUGAUUACAAAAAAUGCAUUUAUAAGAAUGCUGUAAGUACUGAAAUAAUUUGCUCAGUGGGAAAUUAAUAUCCAACUAGUCAGUGACAACUGUGUGGAGUUUAGAGAUUGUGACAGCAAUCCAAUGCAACAACAGAGAAGUCUGUAGCUCAAAAACACAAUGUUUAAAAUGGGUUGGAAGCACUAAAUCAUGCCAGUAUGUUUGUGGGACUCAGAGAUAUCUGCACAACAAACAUGCAUGUGCAAGUGUUUGUAGGCUAUAUGUUAUACCUGAUUAGGUGGAAGCGGUUGGUGGAGGUUGGAGCCCUUGUUAGGAAUUUAUGAAGUGAUCAAUUGUUUGUUCCCAGGGGAGGGGGUUUGGCAGCCGUCACAGGCAGGCAGGCUGGGUAGAGACAGGGCAAGGAGUGAGGCAGGCUGGGUAGUGACAUGCCAUGGAGUGUAGGAUCACACACCAACAGGUAGGCUGGCUACCAGUAGCAGCUUUAGGCCACAAGUCAAAGGCAGGUUGUAGGAAGUCUGGAAAAUGACUGUGUACCUAAUUAAGUCACUACAAACUGUGAUGAGAUGACAAACAUACAACAGCCAUUCCAAUCUAUUUGCGUUUAAGAAAAAAAUAAGAGUUUGGUAUUGUUCUCAACAGUUUCUUUCAUUUACAAUAAUAAUCCAUCUAACAAAACAACGGCCAUAUAAGAAGCAGAUUGUUGAUGUACUCAUCCCAAUGUUGACAAAAAGUCAGACACACUAGUCUACAUGGAGUGCUUGCCUAGUAUCUCUGAUUUCCCAGAAGCCUCGGUGCCUGCCUAUGCACACUACACUCUUAGAAAAAAGGGUUCCAAAAGGGUUCUUCGGCUGUCCCCAUAAAAGGGUUCUUCAAAGGGUUAUUCUAUGGGGGCAGCCGAAGAACCCUUUAAGGUUCUAGAUAACACCUUUUUGUUCUGUGUGAAGCUCAUAAAAUAUUGGUGCAGUAUUGGGUUGUAGGGGUGUGGUGUGGUAUGGUAUGGUGGAGUAGCAGCAUCCACCCACACACACAGCACAUUUCUUAGGGAGGUUGGUGGCUCAGCCCUCCAUGAGCAGCCCUCCAGCCGCAGUUUCCCAUGAUGCACUGUGUUUGUAAUCAGGUCUGGUGCUAUGCUGGCCCUCCAAGUUCCUCUCCCUAGACUCCUUUGCAAUGCCUCUUAAUACUGAACAACUCUCCUUUCUCCAAUCCUCACUGCAGUUAAAAAUAGCACUUUGGCCAUGCAGUCAGAGCACAAACCAUUACAGCACCACAGACCCAAAGUGUAGUACAACAUAAGAAACCUUAAAGAAAAAUACAUAGUGGAGCUCUGUCUAUUCCAAUACAAAACAUUUGAUUUAAAAGCUCUGCUUACUAGGCUUUCAGAGGUUUUAGUUUAGAAAUAUUGUAAAAUGGCCUCCAUUGUUAAGAUGGAGACUGGUUCUUCUGGAUCCUUCAAGCCAUUCAUUGGUUGUUCUUUGUUUGUUUCAGUUUUUUUUCUAACACUCAGAAUGUUACAUUGUAAAACAACCCCCAUAAAAAUACCCUCCAAAUAUGGAUGAAAAAUCUUCCCCCAAAACAUAAAAGGGCUCAAUAUUUUUUUUGUUGUUGAAAAAAUAGGGUUUUUCUUCACAUUGAUUAGGAUCAGGGCUAUAGUGGUAAAAAUCAAAGGUGGCUAAAGGCUGAACAUUGGUUGAGAAGAAAACCUAAACACUAUCAAUGACUAACAUUCCCCCCUCUCCUCUGUUUGCCUUGCAGUUUUCAGUGAAGAUUUACGUUCCAGCUUAUAUUUUGUCAAUGCAUCUGUGCAAGAGGUAGUGUUUGCCAGCACCACAGGGACCUCGGUGCCCUGUCCCGCCGCGGGCGUGCCCCCCGCCUCGCUGCGCUGGUACCUGGCCACCGGAGAGGAGAUCUACGAUGUCCCCGGGAUCCGCCACGUGCACCCAAAUGGCACCCUUCAGAUCUUCCACUUCAACCCCUCUAGCUUCAGCAACCUCAUCCAUGACAACACCUACUAUUGCACAGCGGAGAACCCCUCAGGGAAAAUCAGGAGCCAAGAUGUCCAUAUUAAGGCUGGUGAGUUGUCUAUCUAGUUGGUUUAUGCCUAUACUUUACAGUAGGGUUGUUUAUUUACAGUAUAGGGGCAAUGCCAGGGCUGGGGUUGAUUCCAUUUCAGUUCAGUCAGUUUAAGAGGUGAACUGAAGAAACUGAAUUAACCCUAGACCAUAAUGAUACAAUAUAAUACUGUUCUAUUUAAUAUUGUGCCCUGGACAAUAAAGUGGUUAGUGGUCAGUGUGGUUCUGGAAAUGGACUGUUGAUUACAGAGGUGGGAGUUAGGGCUGCAGACAGUAUGGCUGUGGAGAAGUUGACCAGAAGCUUGUUGGUCACUAAGUGGGGCUAUAUUGCUUGGGUUACUAGUGACCACAAGCGAAGCCUUUCAGCUGGAAAUGUACAAUGUGAACCACAGACAUCACAUUGGGUUGAGAGUGUGAGCAAAGUAGUGAAUAAAGCAAAGGGACAAAAUAUAUAGACUUACCAAAUGUUUUGCCAAAACAGGAAAAUAAAAGUCAAUUCAUUCAUCAGUGUCAUUUCUUGUGUAAUUUCUUAUGUUUCUCAACAAGAACAUUUGUCCGUUUCCCCCCAUCUCUUUCAGUUCUACGAGAGCCCUACACGGUCCGCGUGGAGGACCAGAAAGCCAUGAGAGGCAAUGUGGCGGUGUUCAAGUGCAUUAUCCCAGCCUCGGUGGAGGCCUACAUCACUGUUGUGUCCUGGGAGAAAGACACAGUGUCAAUCAACGUCCAGAGUAAGUCUCUGCUCUCUAAUCGCUACUGUAAUGUAUAUAGAGAAACGUACUGUAUGUAAUUUUUUCUCUUACAGAAACAGUCUGGUAAGUGAGUAUCACACUGCAAGAAAAGAAGGCCAUAGGUUUUAGAUAGUGUUUUGACCCCAGGGAUGUGUGCAUGUGCUAUGCCCUGUCUGUCUGCAAGGCCUUUUGAGGUCAGCCUAGACUAGUAGACUAGCGCCCAUGUCCCUUGUCCCUGUUCCAACCAUGCAACCAGCCCGUUGCAUUGUCUUGUGUCCACAUCUGUCUGAUCUCAUGACAGACUGGCCCUAUUUCACUGCUGACCUGGGCUGGAUGACAGUCUUCCACGAGAGCAAGGAGGAGGCCAUGGAAGCCCUG